Molecule: messenger RNA, 1602 nt
Organism: Kockovaella imperatae
Lineage: Eukaryota; Fungi; Basidiomycota; Tremellomycetes; Tremellales; Cuniculitremaceae
Exons: 6
Coding region: 1-1218 (405 amino acids)
Cellular component (GO): cytoplasm
Molecular function (GO): ubiquitin protein ligase activity; zinc ion binding
Source: RefSeq, a predicted model, not a curated record
AUGGCGAGCUCUUCUCGAUUCACUCUGCUGCCUACAAGCUUCCUCGCAUCCCAGGAUCCAAAUACGGAAACGACUCUGCCAUCCCUGAUCGCAACGUCCGAAAACCUCGCUGCUGACGCGAAAGAGGCUCUUCCCUACGCCUUCGACAAUUGUACAUAUUCCCUAGGGUAUCUGAGACAAAGUGUAUGGAGCUGCAUAGAUUGCGGGGAGAAAGGGGUGUGCUACGGAUGUUCAAUCACCUGUCAUGGAGAACAUCGGCUGGUGGAAUUAUGGACCAAGCGGCACUUCCGAUGUGAUUGUCCUACGAGCGCUAUGAGUGAAGAUCCUGGAUCAUCCACUUCGACGAGUGGACCUUACUCUCAUCGAAAGCGGUGCAAGCUCAACGCGCCCGAGUCUCAACCCCAGGAGCUCAAUGCUGACAAUCGAUAUGGCAAGACGUUCAAAGGUGUCUUUUGUCGCUGUGGCAGAGAUUAUGAUCCUGAGACGGAGACGGAGGCUAUGGUCGUCUGUAUCGGAUGUGAAGACUGGUUCCACGAAUCAUGUCUGAACCUGUCGUCGAAGAAGGAUCCUACAGUACGGGCAACGACAGCGGCGACUGAGGACGAAGACGGAGAGGAGGAAAACGUCCUUAUUCCGAGCGAUAGCUACGAUGGUCUCGUGUGCGCUGAGUGCGUGCGGUCCAACACCUUCUUGUCGGCCAAAAUGGGAACGCUCGGAUUCAUGAUUAUUGAGCCGGAAGUGCCAGAAGGCUGGCGGGUGAUAGGGAGAGAAGAACGUAUCGUCGAGGCAGAAGCGGGAGAAGCGGGAGAAAUGAAGAGACGGAUCGAGCAGGAUGCGACGCAUGACUCUUCAGACCCUAAAAGGGAUAACGAUGGCGUGAAGAUACAUGGCAAAGGUGACAUCUUUCUCGCUCACGGCAUUCGAGACCGUCUGAACGAUACCUUGCCGGCAGACACAGCAGCAUCACUCCCCUUCCCGCUCAUCGACGAAGAGAUCUAUGAGCCGCCGAAGGACGAAGAUGAGGAGGAGACCAUGGAGCAAAUCACUGAACGUGUGGUUGGCGCCUUGCCGAGGGUACAGGCGAUUGAAGCCCUCCAUGGAUAUCAAAACAUGAAGGACAGACUGAGGACUAUGCUAGCCGCACAUGUCGUGUCCGGUCAAACAGUCAGCAAAGAGGAUAUCGACAGGGUCUUCGCCGAGCUGCGCGCGGCGAGGUAAGAAAUGAUAGGGUCACAAUAGUGUGAAAGAUCAGUUUGCCCAUCGCUUCAUCAUGAUCAUGCAACAUCAUCAUCAUCACCCAGGUUGCCCCUCUGGUCUUUACUUGCCAAGCACUUCCUCUCUAUCCAUGACUCUCCUGUCGAGCUUGAUAAGGAUGACUGUCCGUUGGGGGUAUUGAUCGUUGGGUACCGUGUGUGCGGUAACACGAGCGGGCUAGGCGGGUCAGCGGAGUAUCUGAAAGUCAUCUCUCAAGUCUCACUACAUCGAGUCCAUCCAGAACGCCCUCGACUAUGCCCGCUGUGAAUGCCUCGCAUGACAACUGGGACAUGUCCUUCGGUAUGGAAAUGUGCUGAGUCAACGGUGGUUGAUUCAUCGACAACAUGU